This is a messenger RNA of Candida tropicalis MYA-3404, 1800 nucleotides long. It is a transcript of the gene SIT1, whose product is annotated as siderophore transporter. Gene Ontology annotation, molecular function: siderophore-iron transmembrane transporter activity. Gene Ontology annotation, biological process: intracellular iron ion homeostasis; transmembrane transport. Gene Ontology annotation, cellular component: endosome; vacuolar membrane. The coding region runs from base 1 to 1800 and encodes 599 amino acids. NCBI's taxonomy places the organism in Eukaryota, Fungi, Ascomycota, Pichiomycetes, Serinales, Debaryomycetaceae. The record is from RefSeq and is a predicted model, not a curated record. The transcript has a single exon.
AUGUCUACCUAUCCAACUAUGACUGAUGAGGCAAAAGAGAGCUCAGAGAAGAGCUACUACAGAUCCAAUCCAACUGACACUGAAAGUGUUGAAGAAGAAAAGUCUAUUGGUGUUCAUAAAGCUGAAAUUUUGGCAAAUCAAUGGAAGCAUACAUUCUGGUACAAGGUAAUCUUGGGGUUUUCUGCCUUCCUUUGUGGUUACGCUUACGGCCUCGAUCUGCAAAUAAGAUACAUCUUCACUGCCUAUGCGACCCUGGCGUUCUCAGAACAUCUGUUGUUGACUACUGUUAAUGCCAUCAUUGGUGUGGUAGCUGCUGCAAGUCAACCGGUAUAUGCAAGAUUAUCGGAUGUUUUUGGUCGUUUGGAGUUAUUUAUCGUUGCUGUUUUGUUCUAUGUUGUUGGUACCAUUAUUGAAGGUCAAUCUCCCAAUAUUAACACUUAUGUUGCAGGUGCCGUCCUAUUUCAAGUCGGAUACAGCGGGAUAAUUAUAAUGGUUGUCUUUAUCAUGUCAGACUUCUCCAGUUUACGUUGGAGGUUAUUCUUCACUUUAUGUCCUGCAUUCCCAUUUAUUAUUAAUACUUGGAUUAGUGGGAAUGUUACUGCUGCUGUUGGAACAAACUGGAAAUGGGGGAUUUCUAUGUGGAGUUUCAUUUUCCCAUUGGCCUGUAUCCCACUUGUUUGUUGUUUACUCCAUAUGCGUUAUCUUGCUGGUAAGACUGAAGAAUGGAAGGUUUUUAAACAAAGAAAGACUAAAUUUCAAGAAUUGGGACCCGUUGGAUUUGCAAAGUUUUUGUUCUGGAGAUUGGAUGUCAUUGGGUUGAUCCUUUUAGUUGCCGCUUUGGGUUGUCUUUUAGUUCCUAUCACACUUGCUGGUGGUAUCAGUUCCAGUUGGAAAAAGGCCCACAUUAUUGUCCCAGUUGUCAUUGGAGGUGCUUUGUUCCCUGUUUUUGGUCUCUGGGAAGUUUAUGGUGCAAAAGAGCCAAUUAUUCCACUAUACUUGAUGAAAGACCGUGGUAUUUGGGCACCUGCUGUCAUCUCCUUCUUGUUUGACUUUGUCUAUGCUGUCGAAUCUAAUUUCUUGUAUACUGUCUUGAUGGUUGCAGUCAAUGAAUCACAAGCCUCAGCUACCAGAAUCUCGAGUAUCUCAUCAUUUGUCUCUGUUAUUGUCGGUUUCUUCUUUGGUUUGUUUGUUGUCUACUUUAGACGCUUAAAAGGCUUUGCAAUCUUUGGAUGUGUCUUGUGGUUGGUUGGUUUUGGUAUUCUUUACCAUUUUAGAAGCCAAUUGCACGCUCAUUCGGGUAUCAUUGGCGGGAUGGUUGUAAUUGGUUUUGGUACUGGGCUCUUAACUUAUCCUAUCAAUGUGCUUGCUCAAAGUUGUGUGAAACAUGAAUAUCUUGCAAUCGUUACUUCAGCCAUGUACACCUUGUACCGUGUCGGGUGGAGUGUUGGAAGUGCUGUUGCUAGUGCCGUGUGGUCAAGCAAGCUUUAUAAACGAUUGGUACAUUACUUGGGUGACGAAACUUUAGCUGCCAGUAUAUAUGGGGACCCAUAUACUUUCAUUGCUGAAUAUGCUUGGGGAUCUCCAGAAAGAGAAGCAGCUGUACUUGCUUAUGCUGAUGUCCAGCGUAUUUUGAUGACUGUGUGUAUGUGCUUUGUUGCUCCAAUGAUCAUUGUUGGGUUCUUCAUGAGGGAUCCUAAAUUAACAAAUGAACAAUCUUUAGAUGAAAAAGAAAGACAAGAACAAAAGGAUUCUAUCAGCGGUUUCUUUCAAGGACUCCGUAAAAACAAGAGUGAAGUCUAG